AUGUUUUCAGGACUCACUAAUCAGGUCAGUUCGUGGAUGGGAGCUGCUAAGGGCGAGCCCCAAGAUGAGGAAGUCCCAACCCCAACGAAGGAAGCGACUGGGGAAGCCUCCGCAGCGACGGCAGAAGGCGAAAAGUUAAGUCCCACAAAAGGAGGCAGUAAGCUGGACCUAAUUACCAAUGUCAAGUCACAGAUGACAGGCUGGCUUGGCUCUGGGAUCCCAAUUCCUGGUCUUAGAAAAAAUGAGCCAGCUCCAGCAGAACCUGAGCCUGCACCGGUGGAACCAGCAGAGGCGGUGGAACCAAGACCUGAGGGCAAAGAUGAUGAUGAUAAUUCUAGGUAUAAUAGCGCCACUGGUGGGGCGGACAGCAGGCCAGCUUCUACUGGCGGCACCCCCACUGAGGAGCAACCUGGAGGCGUUGGAAACGUGACAACCAAGGCGGUUGCCGGAGCCAAGUCCCUGGGCAACUUCUUGUACUCCGCCGUGAAUAAGGCUGGAGCUAAAGUGAGCGAGGCCAGCGCCAAGAUCAAGAAGACCGUCGAGGAAAAUUUAUAUGAAAAUCCGUGA
This is a messenger RNA of Spodoptera littoralis (African cotton leafworm), 567 nucleotides long. NCBI's taxonomy places the organism in Eukaryota, Metazoa, Arthropoda, Insecta, Lepidoptera, Noctuidae. The record is from the annotation of a GenBank genome assembly.